AUGCCGGGGCUGCUGCCCGAUUCUCCUCACGAGUUCCGUUUUUACCCUCUCGUCCGAAUCAGCCGAGACUGCCGCUUUCAGAAGCUUCAAAAGAAAGCUACACGAGACGCAACCUUUUUCAGAAGGCAAAAGCCACACCACAGUCUCCAAAAUCGAACGGAAUUUCGGGAGAUCGUCUUGCAAAACCACAUUCUUGCCCGAGCCCGGAAGCUUCCGGUACGCGUAUGCUUUCAGGGCUUCCCCAAUCACCUCACUCGGCACAAACCCUUUGUUUUUUAUAUUCACGAUUACCCGUUUGUACAAAUCGAUCUCGAGCUCACUCAAAUCCUCGGCCCACCAAUCGAGCGGCACGGCCCGAAUCAUCUUCAGCCCGUUUGCACCAUUCUCCUCGGCCAUUUUUUUACGAUUGUAAUCGACUUUCGAGACUUCGGUCGACGCCUUGCUGGCAAUGGCAUCUACACAGUGGCUGAUGAUUUUGAGCUCUUCGGAAAAUGGGACGAGGGUUUUUGCCGAUUGGAGUACGAUUAUCGAGUCCUUCCAACUCCGAAAGAUGCUCGAGCUCAAAAAGACGUCGACUUUGUAAAUGAGGUUACCUUUAUCGACUGUUUCGUGCAUUUCGAGGUAUUCAGCCGCGCAUCGAGUAGGGACCACAUUGUAGGCAUUGAGAGUGACUGUCAUGCCGUAGCAGAAUUUGGCGCACGUCUCGAAGGCUGUGGGCCCACCAGGGAUGUCGUGGAGGGCAAUUUCGUCUUCGGUCGAUGGGGAGACGAGCUUCUGCAAGAGGGCACUUUUCGAGAGGAGUGGAAACUGCAAAGAAAAGAAGAAAAGGAAGAGAAAGGGAUUUGUGGGAGUAAAACACUGAGCAACAAAUCAACAAGUGCUGGUAGGAAUGAAAUCAAACAAAAUAGCAAGUUCUCAAUGAGCUACAAUAGACAGGGGAAGUACUGA
Messenger RNA from Striga asiatica, 948 nucleotides. Lineage: Eukaryota; Viridiplantae; Streptophyta; Magnoliopsida; Lamiales; Orobanchaceae. The record is from the annotation of a GenBank genome assembly.